GGUGGGUGGCGGGUGCAGCUUCCAGGAGAAUUACAGUCAGUUGUGUGGGAGUCAGGCCAACUUUUGCAGGCUGGCAUUCGUCCUCCAGAACUAGCAACACACCUCACCCUCCAUUAUCAGACUCUCCAAACUGCUGCUAUGGGCCUUCACCUAACUCUAAAAGACUACCACUCUGUGCUUGACCAACUCAGUCAAGUACAGCGAGAGCUCUUGAGUGCUGAGUUAGCUGGAGCUGAUCGCGUGUUGGCUGCUGGACAACGGGUUGUGACGUGGUCCCCAGCAGCAUUAACCCACUUCAGUUCCUCCUGCAGGGAUGUAAUUGAACAUGUUCGGGCUCUUUCCAAUAAGCUAAUCAGGAGUUAUUAGGUGAAUGUACUGAACAUUGUGAUGAGGCCAUUGAUGAGCUGGUGGACACCUAUGAUAAGCUAGUGACAACACUAGGGUCAGCUGGACUGUUGUUGGCUGGGGCUGAGGAAGGUGUCUGAGCCUUUAGCUGCACACAUUCGUGCUGUCUCAGAAGCAAAAAAGAUUAGCACCAUUUCUUCUGCAUUGGCAAUGCAAUGUUCAGGAGGCUAUAACCAUGAUGUUAGUGAAUAGCAUUGAUGAACUAAAGGGCUGGUUAGAAGGAAAAGAAGUUGUGUUUGGAGUCGAGUCUAACCUAACGCCCACAUCCAACCUGACACUCACACCACCUGUCCGUACCCUCACCUCCACGCUAGCAGAUGCUCUUGGACAUAUUGUCAGAAGUGCCAUGUGCUUCCGUCACUGGGUAGAACUAGAUGAUGGGACAGUAUCUCUCAACCCAGCACCCACAGCUGAUGAUGAUACUCUGGCAUCAUCCACCUUUUACAGUCAGGUGUCUGGUGAUCCUCGGCUACAUACUGCUAUUGAGAGCAUACAAACAACAUUUUCAAAAGUCAUCCGUGAGCUGGACAUUGAUUUACAAAGUUGGUAUGCUUAUGAACAUGUCUGGCGUCGUGACAAAGCUGGAACAGUGUCUAGGUUCUGCAAAAGCAGCCCUUCUGUUAAAGAAUAUGAUGACAAACUGAGGUUCUAUACUCAUCUUGCCUCGGAACUCUCCCAGGCAUCACAAGAAGUAACUCAUGGCUGUGUAAGUUUGGAUGUUCGAUUACUGGUGAGUCAGAUAGUAAGUCAUGCUAUGGAUUGGGUGAAGCUACUAGGUAGUGGAUUACUGCAGGAAGCACGUUCCCGUCUUCAGCAUGUUCUUCAUCAGGUCACAGCCGUGAAUACUGCGCUUCAUCAGAGUCCAGACGACAUGGCAUCACUGACUGUGGUGAUGCGGGCAGUGGGACGAGUCAGCUCAGAGCAUGCCCAUCUUCACACAGCUUUACUCGAUGUACGUCAGAUGUUCCAUACCCUUCAUAUUUAUGGGAUUGAGGUUCCAGACAGUGAUCAUGAGCAGUUAGAGAAUACAUCAGAACGACUGGAAGCACUUCACCAUAGUGCAAUUAUUGUUCAAAAAGCUGUCCAGCCUGUACAGAUGUUCUUCCUCACCAACACCCAAAGGAAGGUGGCAGAGUUCAGUGACACUGUCAAACAGUUUCAUGACAAGUUUGAGACUCAAGGCCCAGGUGCUGUUGCAGCUAAUUUGGAAAAGGGUGUUGGACUACUGAAGGAGUAUUCGGAGGAAGUGGCAGUGUUGCUUAAACAGCGACAAGCAUUGGACGAGGAGGAGGAUGUAUUUGACUUAGCAGCAACACAGUAUCCAGGACUUGAUAAUGCUAUCAUAGUUAUGAGCCAGUUAAAGGAUGUGUUUAAUGUCUACCAGCAACUAAGAAGUAUAGAGAUGACCUGGCGUACAAUGAGAUGGGCCACAGCUAAACUGGAUGACCUGAAGAACCAAGUUGAAGAAGUGCAGAUGGCCCUUCAUAAGUGUGCUAGUGCUCAGGAAACACAAGUGGGGUGUUCAUUACAACAACGCUUAGAAGACCAUAUCACUAGCCUAGAAGUGACGGCAGCACUCAGACAGCCAGCAGUGCAAGCACGACACUGGCAACACCUUGUUAAUGUUACAGGAAGUUCUCCACUUCCCUUGAUUUUAAUUCCCCUUUUGAAGAAUGGUAUCUAUCCCUAUUUGGAUAGCAUCCGGCCUGUGACAAGCCUGUAUGAGGUGGAACCCGGUGAGAGGACCGAUUGGCUUGGUUGUCCCAGCAUAACAGAUGAUUCUUUGUCUGAAUGUGAGGAGAAAGAAGCAACUUUUUCUGUUUCUCUUGAAGCAACUUUGCGCCCAGAUGAGAUAGUUGCUUUUCCUUAA
This is a messenger RNA of Homarus americanus (American lobster), 2275 nucleotides long. Its product is annotated as dynein axonemal heavy chain 10-like. Lineage: Eukaryota; Metazoa; Arthropoda; Malacostraca; Decapoda; Nephropidae. The record is from RefSeq and is a predicted model, not a curated record.